UUUGAAAGUCUUUUAUUACAUCCAUAAACAUCAGAUUGCAGCUGACUGUUCCCUGGAUGAGAAUUUCCUAGUACUCCAAGUGAGUUUUGACAGGGGGAGGGAGUGAAAGUAAGAUUGUUGGGUUGGUUUUUUUUUUACUGGAACGGUGUUUAUAGGGAACUUGUCAGUCUCUGGCACGCUACAGCCACUGUCAGAGGGCUGAGCAGCACUGGAGUGAGAGGAACACGGGUUUCUCCACUUAUUUUCACUGUCUGACUCGGGUGCCAUCCCAGGUGCAGCACACGAGAAAGAAGAAUUGUUCCAGAAUUUACUGGGACAGAUUGCAGAGCAGUUCUCGAGGGUUUUUAAAAUCAAUGAGCUGAAAACGGAAGUAGCUAAUCACUUGGCAAUGCUGGAGAAAAAGGUUGAAUUGGAAGGCCUGAAAGUGGUGGAGAUUGAGAAAUGCAAGCGCGACAUUAAAAAGAUGAGGGAGGAAAUGGCAGCAAGAAGCAGCAGGACUAACUGUCCCUGCAAGUACAGCUUUUUGGAUGAAAACAAGAGACCGGUUCCCCGAAGGGAUGUACCAUCCUACCCAAAGUACAUGCUGUCCCAGGAGACCAUCGAAGCACUUCGGAAACCAACCUUUGACGUCUGGCUGUGGGAGCCCAACGAGAUGCUGAGCUGUUUGGAACACAUGUACCACGACCUCGGGCUGGUAAAAGACUUCAACAUCAAUCCUAUCACGUUGAAGAGGUGGUUGCUGUGUAUUCAUGACAAUUACAGAAACAACCCCUUCCACAAUUUCCGGCACUGCUUCUGCGUGACCCAGAUGAUGUACAGCAUGAUCUCGCUCUGCAGACUCCAGGAGAAAUUUUCCCAGAUUGACAUCUUGAUUCUCAUGACUGCAGCAGUGUGCCAUGACUUGGACCAUCCAGGCUAUAACAACACCUACCAGAUAAACGCGCGGACCGAGCUCGCCGUGCGCUACAACGACAUCUCCCCGCUGGAGAACCACCACUGUGCCGUGGCUUUCCAGAUCAUUUCCCAGCCGGAAUACAACAUCUUCUCCAAUGUCGACCAGGACCAAUUCAAACAGAUAAGACAGGGGAUAAUUACAUUAAUCCUGGCUACAGACAUGGCGAGACACGCAGAAAUACUGGACUCUUUCAAGGAAAAAAUGGAAAAUUUUGAUUACUCAAAUGAAGAACACAUGACCUGUCUGAAGAUGGUGCUGAUAAAAUGCUGUGAUAUCUCCAACGAAGUCCGCCCGAUGGAAGUAGCAGAGCCCUGGGUGGAUUGUUUACUAGAGGAGUAUUUUAUGCAGAGCGACCGAGAAAAAUCCGAGGGUCUUCCAGUGGCGCCGUUCAUGGACCGCGACAAAGUGACCAAGCCCACGGCACAGAUCGGCUUCCUGAAGUUCGUCCUCAUCCCCAUGUUUGAAACAGUAACAAAGCUAUUCCCAGAAGUGGAGGAGGUGAUGCUCCAGCCCCUGUGGGAAUCCAGGGACCACUACGAGGGAUUAAAACAGAUAGAUGAUGCUAUGAAAGAGCUGCAGAAACAGAAAAGUGAAAGCUUGACAGCCGGCAGCACCGAAAAGUGAGACGAGAAAAGCCCUUGAACGAAACACAAGCCCCGAGGUUGCUCCGGUUUUGAGAAAUGCUGUAUUUGCCAAACAGACGUCAAAAUCCAGCUGGGACCGUGCAUGAGGAGAAGCGGCAGGGAUGGAUGUCCUGCCUGCCUGGGCACCUCAUCUACAGCCUGCAGCCUCCUUGCACAGGCGCUGCCGCCGUCGGACGCCGAGGGUUCCCCACGCUCCAACAUUCCCAGCAGGAUUCCCCUGCGGACAGUGCACAGGCUGCAGCACGGCUCAAACCUCCAGCAGAGCUGCCUUUCUGGUGACCAAACUGUCAGCCACAGUGUGUAGAGACAAAUCAGAGCUUAGCUAAGGAGCUUUUCCUGGAAAGUGUUCCAUUGGCAUCCAAAAACACCAGAAGAAGUUGUUUUAGUGAAGAUUCUCUAUGUGUACAGCAGUAUGCUAAUUACAGCACAGCUUAACAGAUGCUUAUAUACUGACAAGGGUCCUGGCAUACAUUUUUGUUUGCCCAGUAGGCCCUAAUUACACAUUUCUCUGCAUUAUUCCCUGAAUUUUAUAGUGUUCACAGUGCAUUCAGAAGCCCAGCAUAGUGGAUGCAAUUUUCUUUUUUUUUUUUUUUUCUACACUAGAAGAAAUCAGAAGAAACCUUAAUGAGUUUGCAGGGUUGCUCUGUGGCCUGGUACAGCUGGACACCAUGGGAUCCUUCAGCAUGAGUAAAGAAGGAGCACAAAGCUGAAACCACGGUGCAAACACAUUUUUAUCCUUGCUGAUGCAAAAAAGCAACAAAAA
Manacus vitellinus (golden-collared manakin) is the source of this 2362-nucleotide messenger RNA. It is a transcript of the gene PDE9A, whose product is annotated as phosphodiesterase 9A. Gene Ontology annotation, molecular function: 3',5'-cyclic-GMP phosphodiesterase activity. Bases 389 to 1579 code for a protein of 396 amino acids. The record is from RefSeq and is a predicted model, not a curated record. Lineage: Eukaryota; Metazoa; Chordata; Aves; Passeriformes; Pipridae. The transcript is spliced from 15 exons. Gene Ontology annotation, biological process: cGMP catabolic process.